Messenger RNA from Actinia tenebrosa (Australian red waratah sea anemone), 8461 nucleotides. RefSeq lists its product as uncharacterized. Lineage: Eukaryota; Metazoa; Cnidaria; Anthozoa; Actiniaria; Actiniidae. The record is from RefSeq and is a predicted model, not a curated record. Gene Ontology annotation, biological process: negative regulation of microtubule depolymerization; cytoplasmic microtubule organization. Gene Ontology annotation, molecular function: microtubule minus-end binding; calmodulin binding. Gene Ontology annotation, cellular component: microtubule minus-end.
UUGGACCAAGAACAGCGAUGAAUUUAAAGAGGGGAAUAUCUGUGUUUUGUUCUGCGAUGUACAGAAACGAAGACGACAUACUAGAAGGAAUUAGAUGAGGACAAUAACAUAAGAUAUCUGGUCGUGUGUUCAACAUUCGAGGCUUGGAGAAUAGAAGUACUGUAUGCUGUAAUAACACGACAAGCAAAGAGCAUCAAAAACCUAUUAAAUUUACAUCGAAGAUUAGGAUAUUUUGGUUUCUACGUGCCUACCACGAACGAACAGUGUCUAUUAUUUGGAAUUUUUACUUCGAUGUUUGAAAGAAUCGCUACAUUUUCUUCAAAAGAAAAGUGUUUUUAUACACGACAAAAUUAACUCAGCUUGAUGUCUUUCAAGGAAGCCCGCUGAUCAAUGCCGACGGGGGCUCAGCUUAGAAUGCAAGUUUUCCCAGACAAAACCUCGAAACCUAAUCCGGCUCAAUAAUCUAUAUUACGAAGUGCGUUAUUUUUAAUAAUAAUGUCAAGAAUGACUGAGGAAUCAUGUACAGAGUUAAACAAUGGUGUAUUUACACCGAUAAUCGACGAAAGUGAAGGAGUGUCGUAUCAUGUUUCUGCAGACGUCGAUUCAAAAUGUUUGUCAUCUACAAGUGACGCGAGGAAUUCUGGGGUUACGUCUGAUCUGGAUCGAGCUGUGGCAGCAUUAGAAGCGAGUAGCAGCAAUCUUCUAGAACAUUCAGUGACAUUAGAUAAUAUAACAACAUGUUUGUCCUCUGAACGAGAAGUAGAAUGUUUGGCUGUUGAACAAGAUACAUCACCUCAAAGAGGGACUGUUUCUGCUCCACAGCAAGAAGAAGAAGACACGACAAAACCGCGCGAUUUUAGUACACUGAGAGCAAUGUUCUCCCAAACAGGCGCUAGUCAGAACAUGUUUUCGCCAAGACAAGGUAAAUUGCGUGAUUUUGACCCAUCUAAAAAACGACCAUUAGAUUCAGGUUGUAUACAAUAUGAAAGACUAGGUACGAGUGAUGAAAACAAUGAAAUACAAACUGAAGGGGAUUCUGUAGUGGCACGGAUGAAAAGAAACUUUGAAACUAGUUCCAUCGACACAAGUAUCAAAAAGAGUCAACGAAUUCAUAAGCAACCUGUUUCCUUUGAGGUCAAUCUAAAUAGUGAUUACGUCACGAGCGACUCCAGUUCUGUUAAUAUUUCCCAUGAACCUUCACAGGCUCUGCAACAAAUUAAGAAAGGAGUGGAAAGUACAUUUAGUGAAAAUGUAAUCAGAAUUGAAUCGUCUAGUACCUCUAUAGUUUCUUCCCCGUGUGUUGAGAAUUUAGAACAAUGCAAUGAACGAAUGAAAAAGAAGGAAAUUUUAACUGACACAGGAAUCCCGUCGGACAGCCCUAAGUGUAUUUCCUUUGACAUAACUUUCGAGGAUAAACCAUCUAAACGUGUCUCGCCUAAAACGAAGCCUAAACCGUCUAAAGGAAAACUAAACGAUAGCAAAACGGCUGAAGUAAUUUGCAGUGAGAGUGAAACUAUCAACAUUGUUGAUGCACAGAAACAAGCGUUAGAGUCCCAAGGAGACAGAAAAGAUCACUCGACAAAUGGAAAUAAUAUUACCAACAAAAGUUAUUCGUUUGAAGUGAGUUUUGAGGACGACUCGCCAAAGAAAACGAAACCUUGUGAUAGACUAAAUAAACUACUUGUCAAAAAACCUUGUAAAACGGCUGCUCGACAAGAAAAGAUAGUCGUACCUAGUAGUAAGUGUAGCUUUGCGACGUGUGAAAAUGAGCAGAAUGGACUUGUAACAGCUAAAACAAACAGCAUUGAUAAUGAACUACAGGUUUUGGCACCAAAAGAACAAUCAUCGACAGAUUCAGAGAGAGCUUUUGAAGUUGUAUUUCACGAUAAUACUCCUAAAACCACUAGAGAAGAUGUUUUGUCUAACGGGAAUGCUGAAACGAAUGAAAAGGAUGAGAUGAAAAUGACAGCUCAAGGGAUUUCAUUUGAUAUUUGUUUCGAUGAAGAUUCAGUUGAAAGACCUAAACUGAACCGAAAACCAAAAUUAACACUUAAACAUAUCCGCUUGAAAAAGACAAAAGAACAACAGCAACAACAACAACAACAACAAGAGAAACAACAACAGCAACAACAACAACAACAGCAACAACAACAACAACAACAGCAACAACAACAACAACAACAGCAACAACAACAACAGCAGCAACAGCAACAGCAAAACACCAACCACAAGAUCGAAACUGAUGAAAUUGAUAACCAAACAUUGAGUGUUUCACCAAGUGUUUUGCCAAACGUUUUGCCAAAAUCAAGUAGAACGAGCCUAAAGGAAGCCAAUGAAAGAAAUACUUACACACUAGAUGAAGUUUCAAACAGUUUACAAUCGGCUUGUGAGAGAGGACUGACUCUAGAAGAUGCAUUGGAUGAUUUAGCCAAACAACAAGAAACAAAUGAGCAACCUGGAAGUACUGACAUGAUCUUGGAAUCCGAUGAAGUGACCUCAACAAAACGAGGGACUUAUUCUCUAGAUGAGGUUGCAACGUGCUUGGUUUCGGCUGCCGACAAAGGCCUUACUGUAGGUGAAGCUCUUGAUAACUUGGCAAAAUCAGAGGAAAAGGGAAAGCAAAUACUCACACAAAGCUACCAGCAAGACGAACUGGAUCAAACCACCAUAACAAACACUACAGAUACGAGUCCGAAACGAGGUACGUACGACUUAAACGAUGUUUCAAAAAAGAUUGAUGAUGAGAAAGAUAAGGGAAACUCCAUUGAAGAAGCUCUCAUUCAGUUGCUAGAUGAGGUGGAGACUGUUGUCAAGGUAACGCAGAAAACAGAAAGUAGAGGGACUUAUGAUUUGAAAGACGUUUCUAUAGUUGUAGAACAGGCAAGUGACCUUGGUAUACCUGUAGAAAAAACUCUAGAGAAAAUAGCUGCAACUGAUGAUAACACAAAAACAACCGACAGAGCUCAGUUAAAAGCCACUGUAAAUGAAACAAAAACAGUUUCCAAAGAUAAAAGCCCCAAUAAUGAAAGUAGCCAACUGAAUAGUCACACAGAAAUUAUUGUUGGAAAGCGAGGAACUUACACUUUAGAUGACGUAGAAAAACAGUUAGAACAAGCUGCUGAUAAGGGAAGUACUAUUGUGGAUACUUUGAGUGAUACUUCUAUUGCAAAACUUCGAGAGACUAGUAUUUCACCGAAAGUAAAUGAGAUAGAAUCUGCUAAAAUAGAAGAAACUCCGACAAGGAAUACAUAUACUUUAGACGAAGUUGCCCAAUCUUUAGAGCUUGCUAAGAGUAAAGGCAUCCCUGUAGUCGAAGCUUUAAGCAACAUAUCUACAGAAAGGGUUGCCGGCGCCAAAAAUCCCGCCAAGCCUGGAAGUAGAGAGACCUACACUUUGGAUAAAGUAGCUCAGUCCCUCGAGACGGCAAGAGAGAAAGGUUUGCCGAUUGUCAUGGCAUUGGAGAAUUUGGUCCUUAAUGGUGGUGGAAGUCUAAGAGGACCCGCUGAAGUUGCUGUUCACAGAAGACAAGGUAAAUUGACCAACAGAAAAACAUAUGCACUAGCUAGUCCACUGGAGACCAUUGGAGAAGAAAAGCAACUUAGAUUGUUUGACGGUACAUCGAGGAAGCUGCUACCACUAGCCAAAGAUUAUGUAAAAGGUCUACAACCUCAAUUGUAUGAUGAUCCUGAGAAUACGCAGCCUUCAGGACAGAAAGUUGUUCAAACUUUAGACCUUUUGACGUCUGCCUGUGAGGCUUUGCUGAAGACAACAGGGAAGAAAAAAGAAUCAGAUGAAAUAGAAGAGGAACAGAUCAGUAAAAUACAGGUUCCCUCUGGAGAACCCCAAGGAUUAAGACAGCAGUUCAAAGCAGAAUCUAGAGAUUCUGGUAUAAGUUUCCCAGGUGGUACGUCCGAACGUGGUACUUAUUCCUUGGAUGAGGUGUCUGAGACUCUAGAAGGGGCUACGAAGAAAGGAAUUCCAGUCAUCGACGCCCUUGGAUCUCUCACCGCCAAGGAACCAGUGACAAAAUGCAGAAUUCCCAGAGCGUUGAGAAAAGCGGGAUCAAAGUCCGAAUCAAGCCUAAAUAGAAACAUAACAUCAAAGCAAGAGAGCUCAAGGCAAACAUAUUCGCUGGAUAAUGUGUCGAACUCGGUCGAAGAUGCAAAAGCUAAAGGAAUCCCGGUGAUUGCCGCUUUAGAUGAACUGACCAUUUCACUUGCGAAAUUCUCGGCUACUCGACCAACACCUGGAAAACCUCUUAGAAAACCAGACAGACCUUCCAUAGCUCGCAAGAAAGAAGCUCAACGUGCCAGUGUGAGUUCAGAGCUCGGUAGAGAGGCACAAAAUUCARCAGGUUCGUCCUUUCCUAUUUCCUACCCUCCAGCCAUGAGAAACUCUUAUUCUCUGGAUGAUGUUGCGUCUGCUUUCGACAAGGCGUACCAAACUGGAAUUCCUUUCCAGGAUGUUCUAGAACAUAUGCAUUCGGGAACUAGCGGUGUUUCCCAAACAGGUGAAGAUGCAUCCAUGACCAGGAGUACCGGAUCAUUAAAGAUGGGAAAAGAUUAUCAUCGAUCAGCGGCAGUUUCUGAAGACUACCCUAGGAAGACUCAGUCUGCCUCAUCCUUGACAAAAGGAAAUGAGUAUUCUAUUCCUUCAAAGAGUGAUUCUUCAUUAGACGGAAAAACUUCUGAUCCACCAAGAAAGAGUUCAACGUCUUCAGAAGGAAGUCUCACAUGCUCCUCCAGCUACGGGUCUGAUGUUUCCGUGAACAGGGAUUCCUCUCCUACUGAAGAGUUAACACAUGUAUCUAAAGUGAGUUCUGUUCGAAAGCAAAGGAAACGAUCGAACGGACCUUUCCAGUUAAAGAAGGGAAGUCGCAGAAAUUCCCCUGCAAAUUUAAGACAAACAAACACCUCCACUCCAUCACUUCAGGGAGAUUCUGAAGAAUCUUUAGCAAGUUGUGACUCUGGAAACUCUGACUCAUCUCAGACGAAGCGCGGAACUUACGAUCUGAAGAAAAUAGGCGAAGAACUGGACAGGUUCACGGUCGAAGGAAUUCCAGUUGUCCAAGGUCUUGACAAACUGGUCACAGAUGUUGUAAGCAMUGUUGAUAAAACUAAGAAUGAAGAGUCAAAAAACAUUCAGGUCACUCCGAAACGUGGUACGUAUAGUCUGGAUGAUGUUAGCCAGCAAUUGGACAGCGAAAAGGGUAAGGGAGAUUCGGUUUUACAUGCCCUAGAUAAGCUUUCGAGCAACUCUACAGAAAUUCAAAGAGAUUCUCAAGCAAGUGCAUCUGAAAACAAAAACCGUAAUACUUUCACCCUUGACCGUGUCGAUGUUUCUAUCGCUGAUGCAGCAGAACGUGGUGUUCCAGUUGUUGAAGCACUCGACAAGCUCUCCCACAAGGAACGUGAAAAGACAGAAACAAUUAAACCAAACCAUAAACCCUUGGCUAAAUCAGGUGAAAAUAGUUUUUUUAUUGAGUACGCUCCUACGAAAACAGAAGAAGAAACGCCAAAAUCUAUAGCGCCUGUUCAAGUACGAGACGGGCAGAUAUGGGAACAUCGGGACUUAGAUAACUAUCCAACUAGGGAUGGCAGUGCAAAACAGAAGAGUGAUAAGACUGUCUCUCCUGAGUGUAACACUAUAAGAGGUGCAAGAACUGACAAGACACGGUUGAAAGAACGGACCAAAUUGAUUUCAACUCCGAUAACCACCAAUAGUGAUGUGUUCGAAAUUCACAAGUCCGGACUAACAUCCUCAGAUUGUGCUUCACAAAUUUUGGGCCAUUCACUUGUUGCUGAACAAACACCAUUGGAAAUAGAAAGUAUACGAGAAGACUCUGCAAGUCCAACACAGAUGUUUCCAGAACAAAAGCCAAAUAAAGAUGAGGUCCUAGUUGCAGGUAGUUCACGAACGCGUCCAAGAUGGCAGCGAAGUGGCAGCUACGUAGAAGCUUUGGAAUCUUUCGAGGAAUUGCUCGCUUCAGACCAGGAUUUAUCGUCAUCAGAAGCCCUUGACAGCAUUCCAGUUAAAGAAUCCGACUAUCUUAACGGUAAUUAUGACACGAUGUAUCCAGAGAAGGCGAGUAGUGAGACGUCCACCACCUCUCCUAAAGGACGUUCCACCUGGAGACCAAGUGGUACUGUCUUGGACGAGAUCCUAAAUCUCAUGGAUGAACAUGAAGAACAGGGGUUAUCUAUCGCUGAUGCGCUUGAAAAGGCAGCUGAAUUUUCUGAACAGCAAGGUGGGGUGGAUGAUGAUAAAAUCAUCGAUACUAAAGAUGAUGACGCGUACAGAAGCAAGACUGAGCAAAAGACACUGGCAACUGACUACGGUUACCAAGGAAACCAGGUGCUUGGUUACCAAGCUGRAUCAAGUUAUCAACUAACUACGGCCCACCAAGAUAAUGUCCCUCUACAACGGGGCCUUACGGUUAAUGGACCAAGACACUGCUGGGGAGUUGAAAAGCCGACAGCACCCCUGUCUGUCGUUAAUACUGCUCCAUAUGAGUGUCACGUGCCACAGGCUGACGUCACGAUCAAUGAAGAUGAAGAUCCUUCCAAGAAAGUGUUCUCUUUGUUCAUAGCUGAUGAGCCUGUCCAGACCAAUGAGGGACUGACUCCAGAGCAGAAGAAGAAGAGAGAYAGGUUCUUAAGAAAUCGACAAAAGAAAAUGGAGGAAGAAAAAGCUAAAAGGGAAUUGGAAAACGAGAAGAAAAGACAACGUGAUGUAAGACAACAAGAGAUGGAAGCGCAGAAGCGAGUGAGACAUUUCCACCAACCUGAGGAACAUCCGCCCUUUGCUGAUUACACAAGUCCUCCAAGAAUCAUCAAAUCUAGUGGAAAAUCAAAUCGUAAAAUGAUCAGUAAUGCCUUGUCACAUGCUUGUUUGUCUGGAGCAGUAAACAACGAAAACAGAGAACGAUGUUUACAGGCGAUGUCUGACUCACAGGGAUCCCAUUUCAUUAUACUGUUAAAAGAUGGUUUACGAUUUCGUGGUCUGUUCGUGUACAGCCCAGAAAAUGAUCAGGCAUAUAGGAUAUACGGUACUGGGCCAAAGAUCAUUUCACCCAAUAUGGUCGACUGUGUUUAUAAAUACAACAGUGGAAGCAAAGAAUUCAUCAAGAUUCCCUCCAAAACACUGUCAAUAUCUGUAGAUGGAGUGGCCAUAAACAAGGUCUACUGGCAGUCCAACAAACCUAAUGUUGCUUCAAAGACACAAUCAAAUCUAAAGCGACCUUCCAGACCUCAUCAGCGGUAACACCCCAUGUGUAUACAGCGAUAUAGAUGACUUGGUAACCACCUUACAUUUGCAAUGGCCUGGUUACACAGUCAAAUCUAAAGCGACCUCCCAUACCCCCUCAGCGGUAACACCCCAUGUGUAUACAGCGAUAUAGAUGACUUGGCAAACACCCCGCAUGUAUCAUGACGGCUUGGUUACACAGUUAAUUUUAAAGCGAAUUCCCAGACCCCCUCGGUUAGAGUGAAUCAAAGUAAAGUGAUUUGAUGUGAUUACAAAUUUUACAAUAACGCCUUUGAUUGGCUGACAAAAUACAGCGAAUUGUCGAUAGCAUGUGAACAUGAAAUAAUAAAUAUAUUAUAGAUCUGCAGGAAAAAGUACAGAAAACACGUUUGUCAUGUCAAGUUUACUCAGGGUAACGACAAACAGAUAGUGAACAUAUUCUAUUGAAUCCUAAAGACGUUUUAAAGCCUUUCCCAACUCACACGCAGAUCGAGUCUAACGUGCCGUCUAACGUCAAUCAAAACCAACGGCUAUGAAGUCGUGAUAGACAAAAAGCGAAGAGAAACUCGAAAAAUUCUCACAACAAGUGGUCGUGGGCAAGAAGGGCUACAUAUUUACAGCUGGGUAUAAAUAAAUAAAAAAAGACAAAUAGAAUAUAUAUUUACGAUAUGUGUACGGCAGAAACAAGAUCCAAAGCUAUCCCAAGUGUUUUUUGUGUUUAGUUCCUUUUUCAAGCGCUUUUUCUAGUGCAAUGCUUCAAAAAGUAUUUGCUGGUGAUAGAUGGUAUUUUGACAUAUAUAAGCGAAUACAAGUAGCCAAGUGUAGCCAGGUGUAGGAGCUGUGCCAAACAAAGUGCUUCAUGCAGUAAUUUGAUAUUUAACGACGACUUCAACAAACAGAUGACGUUAAAAUCGUAUGUAAAUUCAAUGUACAGCAUAUAAGGUUUAGAUUAUUUUACUGUGUUUAAAUUUAUAAUACACAAUGCAUGAUGGGAUAGCCUGGGUCCAUCUCUGCAAGGAUAUCUAUAUGAGUAUAAUAUACAGCUGUGCUGUAAGUAAGUAUAGUGAUUUAAAGAUUAUAUAUGGUAUAUGAAAUGCUUUAAAUUCAAAGAGUUUAUUUAUUUUUGUUUCUAUAGAAUGUAAAAAUAGAGUACAGUAUCAUAAUGUAUUUAAUUAAUAAACAGAUAAAGACUAAUAAAGACUAAUAAAGCUAUGAA